UUCCUAACACUACAGUCAGUCGGACAGCUCUGAGUCUACACUGGGAGUUCCAAGACGUUGAAUCCGCCAUAGAACGCCAGUACCUCUCCUUAUCAUCUCACCAGCUUGGAGAGAUAGAUAGUUCUAAUCUUGAGGUUCCUGGUUUACUUCGAGAAUACACUUUUGUGAACCUUGACUUGCAUGAUGGAAGUAAAUACAAGGUGAAGGUUACCGCGUGCAAUAUGGCGGGUGUCUGUGUAUCGGCACAUACAAACAACAUUUUGGUUGACAGCUCUAAACCAAAUACAGGUACGUUCGCCAUAGAAACCGACCACGCAGUGAAGCUCGCACGACAUCAGACUGGCUGGAUGACUUGGAACAGGACCAGUCUGAACCUGGCGUGGCUUGGCUUCUCCGACCUACAUUCAGGGGUGGACCAUUACCUUGUAACAAUAGGAUCUCGUGAAUUCGGAACAGAUUACAAUACGGGUACACUACCGGAGAAGGUAUUCCAUAGUGACUCGGGUGUGAACAAGGGUGAUGAAGGAGUCCUGCAACGUUUCACAGUACACACUCGUACCCUGCCGUCAUCAGGAUCUGUGUUUGUAGCUAUCUGGGGUGUGAAUGGGGUAGGCCUACAGGUGAUGCCUACCACGCUGAACUGGUCCUGAAGGCAGACUCUACUCUGUGGCUGGUGAGGAGGUGCCAGGCCUACAACUGUGAGGGACACUGUGUCUGUGCUGUACAGGGCGGUACCUGUUCUGCCAGUAAAGCAUGUGCACAGGACAAAACAG
Messenger RNA from Haliotis rubra (blacklip abalone), 773 nucleotides. RefSeq lists its product as uncharacterized. Lineage: Eukaryota; Metazoa; Mollusca; Gastropoda; Lepetellida; Haliotidae. Bases 222 to 650 code for a protein of 142 amino acids. The transcript is spliced from 5 exons. The record is from RefSeq and is a predicted model, not a curated record.